This is a messenger RNA of Hyalella azteca, 1401 nucleotides long. RefSeq names its product transmembrane protein 129. The transcript has 7 exons. Gene Ontology annotation, biological process: protein ubiquitination. Gene Ontology annotation, cellular component: endoplasmic reticulum; membrane. NCBI's taxonomy places the organism in Eukaryota, Metazoa, Arthropoda, Malacostraca, Amphipoda, Hyalellidae. The record is from RefSeq and is a predicted model, not a curated record. Gene Ontology annotation, molecular function: ubiquitin protein ligase activity. Bases 16 to 1185 code for a protein of 389 amino acids.
GAAAAGUAGUUAAAGAUGUUGGGUGAGGCUUGCUGCUUCACUAUACUGUAUGUAUUACUUUGUCUGAUUGUUAUAUUUCCUCCUGAUGAGAUAGCAGGCAUGGGGCUUACAGUAGAAAAGCUGUUAGCCUCUUUUUUAGGCUCAGAAAUCAUGAAUUUUGUCCAGUACCACCAGCGUCGCACCACUGCUACUGUCCUGGUGCAUUCUCUUCUUAUUCCUGGCUAUCUCCUAUGGAUGAGACAAACUCAGCCUGGAGUCUACUCAUGGAUGUUCCACUUGCCCACGUUUGCCAUUGGAACAACAGUGUUGCUCUUCCUCUCGCCUGUGCUGGUGGCACUGUGUUUGGCUUUAUGGUGGCAUCACAACAACUGGAGUCAGCAUCCCUUGUCCAAAUCUCUCACUCACUUCCUAGAUGAGCGGCAAGCAAGUCAUCCUCAUUCCUGGCUGGCACUUGCUACUGAGAUAAAUAUUCAAUAUCGCAGAGUUGAUAAGCUGAGUACUCAAAUUAGCAGCACUUCUCAACUUGUUGCCAUUGACAGUUGGCUAAUUCAGGUGAACUCGUACCAAGUGUGUGUGCUACCUCUUGAGGAUACAUUGGUGGUUCUUGAGGGAGCCAUCAACAACACACUGGACACACGACCCUUCUCUGCUGGGGGUAGUGCACAGAUUCUCAAGCUCAGAGCCAGAUGUGUCUCAAAAAAUGUUCCUGACCUCUCUUUUAGGUUAUCAUCAACGCUGAUGAGCGAGCUUGAACGCAAGCUUGUGAUUCCGGUGCUGAACUCAGGCCAGGUGGUCGUGCAGAAGAGUUUAGCUGAUCAAUUCCUUGAAGUUUUCCUGAAGACCGUUAGUGAGAACCCUCCAUACCUGGAGAAGCCUAAUGAACGAAGAGAAGAAGCUUGCAUUGGGUGCAUGAGCGCCCCUUCAAACGUGAAGCUGGACAGGCGGUGCCGGGUGCUGGGGGUGGAGCGGCCGGCUGAGGGUGGAGGCGAGGCGCAGUGCGUUGCCUGCUCCUGCCGCCCCAUGUGGUGCGUCACUUGCCUCUCCAAGUGGUUUGCAGCCCGUCAGGACCAAGCUCGUCCGGAGACAUGGCUGUCCUCCCGUGCCCCUUGCCCCACCUGCCGCUCCCUCUUCUGCCUCCUAGACGUGAGGCUCAUGAUGCAGGAGGCGCCAGCUGCCACCCACUGACACCUCUUGCUGAGGCUUCUGUGGCAUCAGAGCGUGAGGCUCAUGAUGCAGGAGGCGCCAGCUGCCACCCACUGACACCUCUUGCUGAGGCUUCUGUGGCAUCAGCUCGUGAGGUUCAUGACGCAACACACGCAUCUUGCACCUCCUAUGUUCUGACUUUUUUAGCUUACGUAUUUUUAGCGCAUUUUCUCAUUUAUGAAAAAAAUGCACUAUUGU